Molecule: messenger RNA, 1629 nt
Organism: Arabis nemorensis
Lineage: Eukaryota; Viridiplantae; Streptophyta; Magnoliopsida; Brassicales; Brassicaceae
Source: the annotation of a GenBank genome assembly
AUGAAAAUGAAGAUUUGGUCACGACCAACUUUUCUUAUAAUAAUUAUCUAUCUUAUCGCAAUUCCACGAGUCAACUCAUCACCUCCGUCAUUAUCUGUGCCGGAACAUUUCCUCCGCUGUCUCGACACUCAGCCGGCCGACCACGGCAGUCCCAACUCCCGAACCGCCGUGAUCCCGACAAACUCAUCUUUCUCCACAAAUCUGAUGAACGGCGUCCGAAACCUCCGGUUUGCUUCUGCCUCCACCAGAAAACCAGAGGCCAUCGUCGCCGCCGUCACCGAAACCCAUAUCAGAGCCACACUCUCAUGCUGCAAACUCCUAAACCUCGAGCUAAGAAUCCGUAGCGGCGGCCACGACUACGAAGGCUUCUCAUACACCUCUCCCGUACCGUUCGUAAUCUUAGACAUGUACAACUUCCACAAAAUCGAUAUCAACAUGACCGACGAGACCGUGUGGAUCCAAGCCGGAGCUUCACUCGGUGAGCUUUACUACAACAUUGCAAGCAAAAGCAAAGUCCACGCUUUUCCGGCCGGAGUUUGUCCUAAAGUCGGCACCGGAGGACAUUUUAGCGGCGGAGGAUUCGGAAAUCUCAUGAGGAAACACGGUUUAUCUAUUGAUCAUAUAAUCGACGCACAAAUCAUGGACGCUAAUGGAAAAGUGUACCGUGACCGUCGUUCUAUGGGAGAAGAUGUGUUUUGGGCCAUUCGCGGCGGAGGCGGUGGAAGCUACGGUGUGAUUCUUGCGUGGAAGAUAAAGCUCAUUAGGAUUCCGGAGAAAGUUACCGUUUUUAAACUGAAGAGGACGGUGAAAGAAGGUGCCGUAGAUUUGGUAUGGAAAUGGCAACAAGUCGCACCGGUUAUCGACAGAGAUUUGUUUAUCCGGUUAGAGAUUAAACCCAUAAACCAGAAAAUAUCAAAAGGUAAGACUAUUAAAGUUUCCUUCAUCGGAAUGUUUCUUGGUUUACCGGAGAGACUUCUAAACAUAACGAAACAGAGUUUCCCUGAGCUACAUUUGACGAAAUCCGAUUGUAUGGUGAAGAAAUGGAUUGAAUCGACCGUUUUCUGGGCGAAUUACCCAGAAAAGGGUCCGAUUCAGAUUCUUCUGAAAAGGGCAUCAACGAAUGAAUACUAUUGGAAACGUACUUCAGAUUUCGUGCAAACUCCAAUCUCAAAACAGGGGCUUGCGAAGAUUUUCAAGACAAUGAUUGAUCAUUCGCCGCUUCCACGUCGAGUUUGGAUGCAGUGGAAUCCUUGGGGAGGUAAAAUGGCUGAUAUUCCGUCUGAUGCGACGCCGUUUGUUCAUAGAGCAGGUAACAUUUUCAUGAUUGAGCAUUUCAUGAAUUGGUAUAGACCUGGAGAUGAGCUUGAGGAGCAAUUCUUGGCCAUCGCAAGAAGCUUUAAAGAAGCAAUGACUCCGUUUGUUUCGAAGAAUCCGAGAGAGGCUUUCUUUAACUACAGAGACCUUGAUAUUGGGAUCACGACUCCUGGAUAUAAUGCUACGUACCUAGGAGCUAAGGUUUAUGGGGAUAAGUAUUUCAAAGGGAAUUACUUGAGAUUGGUUAAGGUUAAAGCCUGGUUCGACCGGACUAAUUUUUUCCGGUCUCAACAAGGGAUUCCGGUUCUUGCUUAG